AUACAGAAAUCCAACCAUCACUGAACAAAGCUUAUUUUCUGUUACACACCACUCAUUGUGUAUAUGCUGAUCGUUGAAGAAUGAUGAUAACAUGAUAAUUUCUCACAAACCCUUUCUUCUGUGAUUGCUAAAUACUACAGCACCUGGAACUGGAAAGAAGCAAUAUUUAGUUUUCUACUCUCACAGAAAUCAUCGACGGAGAGGAAUGUCGAACGCCGUCGUGAAUGGCCUUGCCGGAGCCGGCGGAGGUAUCAUUGCUCAAAUCAUCACCUAUCCUCUUCAAUCGGUCAACACGCGCCAACAAACAGAGAGAGUCGCAAAGAAAUCUCAGUCUCAAGGAUCGUCUGGUGGCACACUUGUUCAAAUGCUUCAGGUUAUCAGAAGUGAAGGUCUUGGAGGACUAUACAGUGGCCUUAAGCCUUCUCUUCUUGGAACUGCUACAUCACAGGGGAUUUAUUACUAUUUUUACCAGGUAUUUAAAAACAAAGCUGAAUCUAUUGCAGCUGCCAAUAAAAGAAAGGGUCAUGGGGAUGGGACAGUUGGCAUGUUGUCAUGGCUUGUUGUGGCAGCUUUAGCAGGGGCGUUGAAUGUAUUGUUUACAAACCCAAUAUGGGUUCUUGUGACACGUAUGCAGACACAUACUCAAGCAGAACAGAAGAUUCUAGAAGCAAAGAAGGAAGCUCUGAUUAGAGAAAGUGGAUUCAUAGGUUCUUCAUUGCAUGAUAAGUUGCGUGAACUUGAUUCUGUGAAGCCUAAUCCCUAUGGGACAUUUCAAGCGGCAUAUGAGGUUUAUAAUGAAGCUGGAAUAAGAGGAUUUUGGAAAGGCAUCAUCCCAACUAUGAUCAUGGUGUGCAAUCCCUCAAUCCAGUUCAUGAUCUAUGAAAGCUCUAUAAAGCACUUGAAAAAGAAACGAGCUGAUAAAAAACAGAGUUCAGUUAAAGUUUCUGCUCUCGAGGUGUUCUUAGUAGGUGCAAUUGCAAAACUUGGAGCAACUGUGACAACAUACCCCUUGUUAGUUGUCAAGUCGAGACUUCAAGCAAAGCAAGAAAUCAGUACAAACAAUUCGUUGAGAUAUUCGGGUACGAUGGAUGCAAUUGUAAAGAUGAUUCAUUAUGAAGGAUUUUCAAGCUUCUAUAAAGGAAUGAGCACAAAGAUUGUACAGAGUGUAUUUGCAGCCUCUGUGCUUUUCAUGAUUAAGGAGGAGCUUGUUAAGCUUUAUGCAUUAUUAGCAAACAAGAUUUUAUUAUUAAAAUUGUCAAAAUAGUACAAAUAGUGAUCUUGUG
Lactuca virosa is the source of this 1283-nucleotide messenger RNA. Lineage: Eukaryota; Viridiplantae; Streptophyta; Magnoliopsida; Asterales; Asteraceae. The record is from the annotation of a GenBank genome assembly.